This is a messenger RNA of Rhipicephalus microplus (southern cattle tick), 1587 nucleotides long. RefSeq names its product Ras homolog enriched in brain (gene Rheb). Gene Ontology annotation, cellular component: membrane. The record is from RefSeq and is a predicted model, not a curated record. Gene Ontology annotation, biological process: signal transduction. NCBI's taxonomy places the organism in Eukaryota, Metazoa, Arthropoda, Arachnida, Ixodida, Ixodidae. Gene Ontology annotation, molecular function: GTPase activity; GTP binding.
GAUCAAAACUUGCGCUCAUGCGAGUCGCGAUUGUUGAGAAUUUGUGCCGUGCUGUCUAAUCAUUGAAACUUUCGCGGACGUGCUGUUUCCGCAAGUUAGCUCGAUUGUGGUGCGCACUUUCUCUCAGCGGAUAGGCCCGAGGAGGCUGCGGUCGAUGUGGGUCCACGGCUGACGCUGCCUGCCGAUAUGGCUCCCAAGUCUCGGAAAAUUGCUAUUAUGGGCUACCGAUCCGUCGGAAAGUCGUCGCUGACGAUACAGUUCGUGGAGAACCAGUUCGUGGACUCCUACGACCCCACGAUUGAAAACACAUUUCACAAGACCGUCAAGCUUAAGGGCCAGGAGUACAAUCUCAAGCUCGUGGACACAGCUGGGCAGGAUGAAUACUCUAUAUUUCCUCAGUCAUACUCCAUGGACAUCCAUGGCUACGUGUUGGUCUACUCGAUCAAUUCUGCAAAAAGUUUUGAGGUGGUCAGGGCGCUAUACGAGAAGCUCCUGGACAUGACUGGGAAAGUCCAUGUUCCCAUUGUUCUUGUUGGCAACAAAGUAGACCUAAGGGUUGAAAGGGUUGUUAGCUAUGAAGAGGGGAGGCAAGCUGCAGAAUACAUGAAAGCAGCAUUCAUGGAAGCUUCUGCAAAGCAGAAUCAGAGUGUGUUUGAGAUCUUCAGCACCAUGAUACAACAGAUUGACAGGGCUGACGGAAACGUGCCCGAGAAGCAAUCCUGUGUCGUCUCCUAAUCUCUGUGGAGCUUUCAUCUUCCUGGCACCCAUCAGAGACUGCUGGAAAGUGUUUGGGGCAGAAUAAAGAGGCCCGCUGCUCUUGCUCUUGCUGUGGGAUAGCCAUGUGCUGUGCCUGUGUGAAAGGGUGUGCUGCUUCUGCUGCCAAGAAUGUUUUUUCUGUUGUCCUGGUUGUAGAAAAAGAAAGGGGCGGCUAUGUUGUAUUUCUAAGUAACACGUACAACUGCUUGCAGUGCUUGAUCUACACUAGCUUCCUGUUUCUCUCAUUUGCCAACCUUUCAACACUCUUGGCAGGGGUUUGUAGGAUUGUAGGUCUGUGCUUUUUCCAGGAAUGCUGAAGCUUCUAAGUUUUUUUAGUGGGGCAUCAAAGUGCUGUAGUAGGAAAGCAUGUCGGUUGAUGUCUUAUGUUAUACGCACAAAAUAUGUUGUAGGGGUUCUCAUUGUACAAUACGCAAUGCUGUCAUGACGUGUCCUGUCCUCUGCUUUUUUUUUCUUUUCUAUGGCAAGUUUAUUUGGAAUGUCCUUGGUGAAGCUUUGUUUGUUUGUCACAUGAGCUGCCUUUGUAAGAGGCAGUGUUUUAAAGCCAACAGCUGCAUCGAAACAAGUUCCCGCUUUCGUUCCCACAAUAUAUUUUUUUUGCGGGAAAAAUGUAAAAAUUGUACUUACUCCAUUCUCCUGUCCUUUGAAUUUGUAAUCACGAAACAGCAUGACCGUUAGCUUUUACUAUCAUUACUAUAAGGAGGCUCAGCCAGGCUAGCGAUGGCUGAGAUGUGUAAACGACGUAAAAAGAAGAGACAGUUGUACUGCUGAAUCUGCAGAUCGCAAUAAAACUGUGAUACAGAGAAAGAAAAA